Messenger RNA from Nymphalis io (European peacock), 472 nucleotides. RefSeq names its product 60S ribosomal protein L31 (gene RpL31). The coding region runs from base 80 to 454 and encodes 124 amino acids. The transcript is spliced from 3 exons. Gene Ontology annotation, molecular function: structural constituent of ribosome. NCBI's taxonomy places the organism in Eukaryota, Metazoa, Arthropoda, Insecta, Lepidoptera, Nymphalidae. Gene Ontology annotation, biological process: cytoplasmic translation. Gene Ontology annotation, cellular component: ribosome; cytosolic large ribosomal subunit. The record is from RefSeq and is a predicted model, not a curated record.
UUAUUAAGUGACAGAUGACAGCACAUAACUGACACUUGACAACUCUUUUUUGAUUCGGCGAUUGUAAGCUGAGAUCACAAUGGCUAAACCAAAAGGAGAGAGAAAAGGUAAAUCUGCGAUCAAUGAAGUUGUGACUCGUGAAUACACUGUUAACCUACACAAACGGCUUCAUGGAGUUGGUUUUAAGAAACGCGCUCCACGAGCGAUAAAGGAAAUUCGCAAGUUUGCUGAAAAACAAAUGGGUACUCCUGACGUUCGUGUUGAUACCAGACUAAACAAAUAUCUUUGGUCAAAGGGAGUCAGAAAUGUUCCCUUCCGAGUUCGUGUAAGGCUCUCACGCAGACGUAAUGACGAUGAAGACUCUGCACACAAGUUGUUCACACUUGUUACAUAUGUGCCUGUAGCGUCAAUCAAGGGUUUACAAACUGAGAAUGUUGAUGCUAGCCAAGAAUAAACAUUUAAGUUAAGCUGA